Molecule: messenger RNA, 2916 nt
Organism: Xylona heveae TC161
Lineage: Eukaryota; Fungi; Ascomycota; Xylonomycetes; Xylonales; Xylonaceae
Exons: 3
Coding region: 1-2916 (971 amino acids)
Source: RefSeq, a predicted model, not a curated record
AUGUCGCCUAAAGAAGGCUCUUCGAAACGCAAAGUAGCUGGUCGCAAAACACUCCAUACGAUACGUGCUUGCUUGUAUAUCUUGAUGAUUAUUUCGAUCAUCUGCGGAGCUGUCGCAGGAUAUCUAUUUAGCUCAGGAACUGUUGCGCCGCUCGUUGGCGCAACUGGACUGCUUUUACUUCUUCCAUCCGCGCUCACCCUGUGUUAUGCUGUUCUCCAUACGAUCGCAGGUCGAUGGCGGAAAGAAUUCCAGUUCUCCCAGAAGAAGCCAAAGCGAACUGGUCUCCAGUCAGCAUGCUUUAUUAUUGCUCGAUUUGUGACAGCACUCUGGCUCACCACGGCCGUCGCAGAAAUUAUUGUUGCUGCAACGAUGCCCAUGUGUCUUGCAGCCAAGAGCAAUCGCAACUUUUGGGCUGCAGGUAAAGCAUGUGCUCUGCACCGGCUCGUUGUUAUUGGAUCUGGCAUUGCAUUCCUGAUAUCGUCGGCGCUUCUUUGCGCGCUUGAAGUGAGCGAGCGACCAUUUGACGCUCAUUUUUUCGGUCUCACCGGUCCGCGGCGCCCGAAAUAUGAUCCUUCGACGGGUCCUAUGCUCUCUGGACCAUUCACACAAGAUGAGAUAUUCGCAAGCAUCAAUGCUGAAGUGGCAAAAUCUCAACAUGAAUCCCCCGAGCAGCAGCAGCAGAUUCAUCAGUACGAAUAUCAUGGGUACCAGUCUGCCCCAGUACAUGGGUAUCCGCAUGCAGUCCAGUACCACCAUGGACAACAGCAAGUGCAUGGGUCGCCGGUACCACGGCUGCAACCUGUCAUGGAGGAGGAAAGAGAUUUGGAGCGCGGAUUGACCAUGGCCGGUGCCUGGCCAGAAGAAGAGGACGACGACGACCUUGAAGUUGGAAAUGCCUCAGAGCAGGCUCCUGCAGUAACAUUGCCACCUCAUGUACACUUUCAGCAGCCGGCAAAGCAGAGUCACCCCCAAAGACAGGGCAGCACUUCACAGCGAACACCCAGUUGGGGUUCAGCAUGGACAGGCGUCAUUGGAAAGCCUAGUCGCAGCCAAACUCCUCACACUCGUAUAUUACUUCCACAGAAACCUCCGGCGGCGCAUGCUAGUCCACAUGCAACAAAGUAUAUUUACGAAUAUACCACAGCCAAUGCGACGACUCAAACAGAUACUCCACCCGAGCCUCGUCCUGCAUCGCGAGCGCGCGCUGCUGGAGACAGUCCAGUCAAAUAUGUCUAUGCAUCCAAAGCGUCACCAACCUCGUCAUCAACAUAUUCUUUGUCUUCAAAUUCAUCUUCUUCAUCCGCCACGUUUGCCACAUCUCUCUCAACGGCUGAAACGCCUUCUUCAAAGGGCACACUCGCUACCGAUAUCACAACUGCGUGUGCCGCGUGUGCAUGCUCAAAAUGCACAGCCUACAUUGCAGCAGCUACCACUCGAGCGCCUUCAGCUGCCGGGACUGUCGUGUCAGCCGCUACAGGAACGACAUUGACAAAUAACGGAAAUGGCAGCACAACGAAUGUUACCGGAAGUACAGCGGUAUCUUCUUCAUCUUCGUCAUCAUCAUCCAAUUCUUCCUCACCAUUGAACGAGCAUAACGCUGCAACCACAAACCCGAGCAGCAUUGCGUCAGAUGAUAUGAUGAAGCCGCAAUACGUCUCGACCUCGGUGCAGGCACGACUUCCUACUCCUUCUCCUCAUCCUCCCACUUCUGCUUCGUUUGUCUCCGAUCCAUUACAAGAUACUCGUCAUCAUCACCAACACCAGGAGCAAUACCAGCAAUGCGCACAGCAGCAUCUUUAUCAAUACAAUCAAUACCGCCAACACCAACAGGAAUCUUACGCAAGGCAAUACCUCGCCGCGAUCCAGCACCCUUACGCUUCCAUGGCUCCAUCUGCUCCUCGUUCUCCCUCCCCUACUCCACCCGCCACGCCCAUUAUCGUGGUUCCUCCUCCUCGAAAACUCAACAUCCUCAAUCAUCCUCUGCCACCAACGCCGCCUACUCGGUGCUCGUCAACCCCACUGGUAGUAGCCGAAGACUACUCUGAGUCUCCACUCCCAGCUGCACUCGCAGUAGGUGGAUCAUCGACGGUAUACAGAUCAGCAUCCGGGCCCGUUUCAAACCACACACGCGCCACACAUAAUGAGUCGCACCACAGGAAACCAGUGCCCCUGCAAAACCCCGUGGCAGUGCCUGUGCCCGUCCCCGUCCCUGUCCCCGUAGUUUUACCAAGUACUCCUCCACCACUCCACACGGCCGCCUCCGAAGCCCCAGCUGCAGCCGCACCAGGCCACACUCACAACGGCCGUGUCGUCGUUGGCGGGCCUAGACCACUAGCCACCACCUCGACGUCUCCGGUCGGACACGUGCGGCGAGACAAACGAUUCCGACGUCCCAGGAGUGUCCGAGCAUUGUCAAGGACACCAUCGCCUAGACGCCGUCGAAGCCGCGACGGAAAAGUUUCUACCGCCGUUGGUCCUGUCUUCUCUGGCCCUCGUCCUGGUCCUCCUUCUGGUGCUGUCAAUGCCGGUCAUGUCACCGCCUCUCUAUCGCCCGUUCCUCUAACAAUCCACAAACUACGCACGUCGCCUGGCCCUCGACCUAUGCCUUAUAAGAAUGUCAAGUCUCGUCUUGGCCAUCUUCAUCCUCAUAUCCAUAUGCAUCACCAUCAUCCUCAUCUCCAUAUGCAUCAUCAUCGGCAAGAGCAGAAGCAGCACGACCGUCAGCAGCAGCGAUACAAGCGCUACAGUGCAGGCGCCGGUCUCGCUGCUGGUGCUAUUGCUGGUGGCGGUGCUGGUGCGGGUCCCGGCAUCCCCAGUACCGGUGGGGCUAGACACGUGGCUACAGUGGCCGGCGCAGGCGGAUUCGAAGGGAUAAGCAGCGCGCAGCUCAACGCGUUGGGUAUUUCCAUUGUUUGA